Dermatophagoides pteronyssinus (European house dust mite) is the source of this 1857-nucleotide messenger RNA. RefSeq names its product dnaJ homolog subfamily C member P58IPK (gene P58IPK). Gene Ontology annotation, biological process: protein folding in endoplasmic reticulum. Lineage: Eukaryota; Metazoa; Arthropoda; Arachnida; Sarcoptiformes; Pyroglyphidae. Gene Ontology annotation, cellular component: endoplasmic reticulum. Gene Ontology annotation, molecular function: protein-folding chaperone binding; misfolded protein binding. The record is from RefSeq and is a predicted model, not a curated record.
UGUGUAUGGGGCAAUGUUGUUAAAUAUAAUUACAACACACACAUACCAAACAUAGAAACAUACUUAUUCUUUCAUUGAAUAAAAUCAUUUUCUCGUUUUUUCUUUGCAUCAUUUAACCAUUCGAUGGAUCUUUGUAAAUCGUAAUUAAAUUAAUUUAAUUAUAAUCAACUAAUCAAAUAAUCGUACGUCGUUUGUCAUCUUUUGGGGCGAAUAUAUUUUUGGUGUUAAAAAAAAACAUUCGAAACUUAUUCCAGCAAAAACCAAAAAAAAACAAAGUUGAAAAAAAAUGGUCCAAGCAUCUAUGUUAAUCCGGAUGCCAAGGGCUACUCAUAUCUAUUUUCCAUUAUUAUUCGAUAUUGUUUUUAAUCUUGUAUACUGUGUUUAUGGUUCAGAUGUUGAUGCACAUCUUGAGCUUGGUAUGCAAUUAUUAAUGAAAGGACAAUUAAAUGAUGCAUUAUCACAUUAUCAUCUGGCAGUUGAAAAUGAUCCAAAAAAUUAUCUAACUUAUUUUAAACGUUCAACCGUUUAUCAAGCAAUGGGUCGUUAUCGUUCAGCAUUAGAUGAUUUAAAUGAAUGUUUACAAUUGAAUCCGGAUUUCAAUCCAGCCAGAUUACAAAAAGCUGUCGUCCUAUAUCGACAGGGAGAUUUGGAGCAAGCACAAAAAGAAUUUGAAUAUAUUCUACAUGUUGAUCCUAAUCAUUUGGAAGCACAUCAAUAUUAUCAACAAAUUGAACAUCUAAAAAAUGAUAAAUAUUUAGUCGAACAUUUAGUCGAUAUUGGUAAAUGUUCAGAAGCAAUACCAUUGUUGGAUAAAUUGUCACAAGAAUUAUAUUGGAGUUAUGAACUACGUGAUAUGCGUGCACAUUGUUUUGAAUCGAUUGGCGAUAUAAUUAAUGCAAUAAAUGAUUUACGUGCAUUAACUAAAAUGAAAUCCGAUAAUACAGAUGGAUUUCUAAAACUGAGUAAACUUCAUUAUCAAAUUGGUGAACCCGAAGAAUCAUUGAAUGCAAUACGUGAAUGUUUAAAAUUAGAUCCGGAUCAUAAAGAAUGUCAUCAACAUUAUAAAAAAGUAAAAAAAUUAGCAAAUCUUUAUAAAUUGGCAACAGAUUUUGCAGCUAAAAAUGAUCAUCAAGGUUGUAUUGAUAAAUUACAACAAGGUUUAGAAUUAGAAACAAAUGUACCAAAUUUAGUUCAUCUUUUUAAAUCAAAAUUAUGUCAUUGUUUAAAUUUGAAAGGAAACUCCCAACAAGCAAUCAAAAUCUGUAGCGAAGUAUUAGAAUUAAAUCCAAACGAUAUACAUGCAUUAUGUGAUAGAGCAGAUUCAUAUAUUAAUCUUGAAAAUUAUGAUGAUGCAUCAAGUGAUUAUAAAAAAGUUUUACAAAUCGAUGAAAAUAUGACACGUGCCAAAGAUGGUUAUAAUAAAGCGGAACGAUUGAAAAAACAAUCAAAAAAACGUGAUUAUUAUAAAAUACUUGGCGUACCACGUCAUGCAACCAAAAAAGAUAUAAUGAAAGCAUAUCGUAAAGCUGCAAGUAAAUGGCAUCCAGAUCAAUAUCAAGGUGAUGAAAAGAAAAAAGCCGAAGAAAAAUUUAUUAAUAUUGCUGCAGCGAAAGAAGUUUUAACCGAUCCGGAAAAACGUGAAAAAUUUGAUAAUGGUGAAGAUCCAUUAGAUCCUGAACAACAAAAUGGUAAUGGAUUUCAUCCAUUUUCGCAAGGAUUUGAUCCAUUUGGUGGUCGUUAUACGUUUCGAUUUACAUUCUAAACACUAAUUUUCAAGUAAUUUUUGCCAACGGUUUUUUUUCAAACAAAAAUAAUUAAAAAAAUUGUAAUAUAAAAAAAACAAAAUACUUUAAACAA